Molecule: messenger RNA, 1576 nt
Organism: Glycine soja
Lineage: Eukaryota; Viridiplantae; Streptophyta; Magnoliopsida; Fabales; Fabaceae
Product: trihelix transcription factor ASIL2-like
Exons: 2
Coding region: 246-1340 (364 amino acids)
Cellular component (GO): nucleus
Molecular function (GO): transcription cis-regulatory region binding
Source: RefSeq, a predicted model, not a curated record
AAAAAUUCAAGGCAUUGACAUCAUUAACUCAUUUGACAAAAGUGAUCAUUUUUCCCCCUUUCCACCACCCACUAUUGAUAUUUUCCAUUUCUUUUUUCUUUUUUAACUUUCUUUCUAAUGCUAGUGGUUGUCUCCCUCUUGUUUACCUUUUCUUAUUCAUAAACUCACAUUGAAACUUUGAAGCAUGUUAGCAGCUAAACACUUCAAAGGGUAGUUAAAAACUUUGUAGUUCAUGGGGAUGAGAAAUGGAGGAUAAUAAUAAUAAUAAUAACAAAGCAGAGAAGCAGCAAGAUGAUAGUAGCCACCACCCAUCUCUCCUCCUUCCUAAACCUAAUCAUAGCACCAUCAACAACAUCAAGGAGGAUCAUCAUCAGUCUCCAAGAAAAUUAGCCAUUGGUGGUGGUGGCGGUGGCAGUGGUGAUAGGCUGAAGAGAGAUGAGUGGAGUGAAGGAGCUGUGACAACCCUUCUUGAGGCCUAUGAGGCCAAAUGGGUGCACAGAAACAGAGCCAAACUCAAAGGCCAUGACUGGGAAGAUGUUGCAAAACAUGUCUCAGCAAGAGCAAACUCCACCAAGUCACCAAAGACUCAGACACAGUGCAAGAACAAGAUUGAGUCCAUGAAGAAAAGGUACAGAUCAGAGUCUGCCACCACUGCUGAUGCCUCAUCUUGGCCUUUGUAUUCUCGCCUCGACGUUCUGCUCCGCGGGACGGGACUGAUAUCUUCUUCGCUGCCACCACCAAUAGCAGCAACAGCGAUAGCAGCACCAUCUCAAUCACCACAUGCUACUAUAAAUAAUAACCAGGCUUUGGUGUUGUUGGAGCCACCUUCACUGGCUGUGUUACAAGCACCUCCUUCUGUUGCUCCUCCACCAAUUGCAAUUGCACAAAACUCACAUGGACCCAAUGGUGUUGAAAGACUACUAGCCAAGGAAGAUGGGAUAGGAGCCAAGUCAUCUGAGCAAGUAUCUAACAAGAAUCCAAUGGACUCGGAUAGUAGCACACCUGCUCUUUACAGUAAAAAAGACAAGGUGAGAUGCAACAAGAGGAAGAUGAAAAGUGAGAACAACAACAAGAGGAGAAGGAAUAAUAAUAAUAAUAAUGAAGACGUGGAAAUAGCAAAGAGCAUCAGGUGGCUUGCAGAAGUGGUGGUGAGAUCAGAACAAACAAGAAUGGACACAAUGAAAGAGAUUGAGAGGAUGAGAGUUGAAGCUGAGGCAAAGAGAGGGGAGAUGGAGCUUAAGAGAACUGAAAUCAUUGCCAAUACCCAACUAGAGAUUGCUAGGAUCUUUGCAAGUGUCAAUAAAGGUGUUGAUUCUUCACUGAGAAUUGGAAGAAGUUAAGGGUAUAUUAUGGAAGGUGAUCACAUGUUUGAAUGUGUACAAAUUUUAUAAUCAACAAAAUAUAGAUUGAAGGAGAGGGAGAAUUGUAACAACUAUGUAAUUCGCCUAACCAGUGAAAGAGAGCACCAUAUAUACGGUAGAGAUAAUAAUUAUCUCUCCUAACUUUAAUUUUAGACUUUUAAUUUUAACCUUCUCUUUCAUUAAUUAUAAGAAAUGAAGGGAUACUUCUUCUAUUG